Chelmon rostratus (copperband butterflyfish) is the source of this 5804-nucleotide messenger RNA. Its product is annotated as up-regulator of cell proliferation-like. NCBI's taxonomy places the organism in Eukaryota, Metazoa, Chordata, Actinopteri, Chaetodontiformes, Chaetodontidae. The transcript is spliced from 3 exons. The record is from RefSeq and is a predicted model, not a curated record. The coding region runs from base 112 to 4806 and encodes 1564 amino acids. Gene Ontology annotation, molecular function: GTP binding.
UUCUUUGUGCUGUAUAAAAAGCACAGCUGACACAGACGAUCUCAGAGCCUCCUGCUGCAUGAUGUCAGGUUUUAAAGCACAGUUAAGGGCAGUUCACGGAAAAGUCGGAUCAUGUCUACAGUGAACAAAGAAGGACAAGAGCCUGCAGUCCUACUCAACUUCCUGUCCAAACUUGGACUGAAGAAAUUUUAUCCCAACAAGCUCACUCUUCGGUCGCUCUUGGAGAUUAACAAAAACAGCAUAUAUGAAGAAGCAGUUCUAUCAGUGGAGGAAAUACCAUGGUGCUUCCUCAGAAAACUAUUUAAAAUCAAUGCAGAAUGCAGGAACUUAACACAACUAUCGAACAAUUACGAUGAAAACAAUGACCUCUUUGACCUGGACCUUUACACUGCAGAUGAUUCUGCAGAUGAUAAUGAGGUCAACCCUCUCGACCUCAUAGUGGCACUCUUUCUUUGUGCUGACAGCUUCUUGCAACAGGAAAUGGCCCUGAAGAUGUCAAUGUGUCAGUUUUCUGUCCCAUUCAUGUUGCCCCAUGGCAAUAACAGCCAGUGUACCCUGAUGCUGUGGGCUCUGAGGGACAUCGUCAAAGAGUGGUGUCCACAUGCUUUGUCUGAAUCAAGAGGCUUUGUUGAAGAUAACAUUGUCCAAGCAAAUAUACCAUUCUAUUCAUUUGUGAGGCUGAAACACUGCAGUUUAUCCAAGUCCCAGAUUUUGAAUCAUGUUCUCAGUCGUGGCCAACAGAAUCACAACAUCUUCAUACACAGAGAUGUGGAAGGAGGGUCACUUGACAGAAGGAUUGCAAAUGGUUUGGUCGAGGUUUGCUGGUACCUUCCUUGUGGAAGAGAAAAUCUUGACAUAUUUCCAGAGCCAGUUGCCUUUGCCAAUUUGCGAGGAGACAUUUAUGAAUCACUCGCGCAGUUCACUUUCCUUUUUCAAGUGUCAACUGCUACCUUUGUAUUCCUGGACAAAGUUGAAGAAAAUGAGCAUAAGAUUCUGACUUCUCUUCCAGAAGCAAGCUCCAAACUGUUCUUGGUUGUUAACCCCAAGGCAGAGAAUAAAAUGGACAUGAUGUCUGUGAAGAAAACAUGUCAGGAUUUAGAUUUACCACAGACCAAGGUCAAAAUCAAAGACUCAAGAGUAAAUGUAGCAGAGUUUUCAAAGAAACUUUGUGCAGCCAUCAAGGCAUCCCUGUUUGAUGUCAAAACCACAAUCAGCAUUGUGAAUAUGGUUGGCAAAGCAGUUGAACUCGGUCUGUCUGUGGAUGAAAGCAAAAGCGCCAAACAAAUGAAAGUAGCUGAUGAGAUCAUGGACGGCAUCGGGGUGCGAAGUAUCUCUCACUACAAGAAACAGCAACUUCCUCUGCAAGGAGAUAACUGGAAAAGGUUAUCGCUGUUAGAGAAGAAGGAAUGCAGGAUGAAGGUAAGCAGUACCUCAGGCCUUGAAGAGUAUAAAUCUCAGCUACAGGCAGAAAAACAAAAACUCAGGGAGGAGCAACGCAAACAAAAACUUUCGAAAGGAAUGAAGAGUUUUAUUGAAAACUUAUCCACAAACGACAAAGAGAAAAGAGAUUUUUUCCUCAAGUCGAUGAAAUUCAAGUUUAAUACACAUUCUCGGGACAAACUUAGUGUGCUGCGUAGCAAAUUCAAAGAGCAAUGCAAGAGGAAAGAUGCUAAACUGAUUGCAGAGUUGGAUCAGGCUUUGCUGGAUAGCUCUUUAGGAACAGAGCAUUACAUGAGAGAGAUGGGACUGAUCUAUGAGGUUUUCUUGCAGUCAGAAGAAAGUGCAGAUGAAAUGUCUCACCUCCCUGCUUUGGCUGCUGAAAUGCUCUUGGAUGGAUAUCCUUUAGAGCUCUUGGAUGGAGAUGCUUCCAACGUCCCAGAGAGAUGGGUGACAGAUGUGCUGAUGGAGCUUCACAAGAUGGUCGGAGAGAAGAGCAGACUGUUGGUGCUGACUGUGUUGGGCGUUCAAAGUACCGGGAAGUCGACGCUCCUCAACACCAUGUUUGGUGUGCAGUUUCCUGUCAGCAGUGGCAGAUGCACAAGAGGAGCUUUCAUGCUCUUCCUCAAAGUUGGAGAGGAUAUAAAAAGGGACUUGAAUUUUGACUUUAUAAUUCUGAUUGACACAGAGGGUCUAAAGUCUCCUGAACUGGCACAACUAGAGGACAGUUAUGAGCAUGACAACCAGCUGGCAACCUUUGUCAUUGGUUUAAGCGAUGUCACCAUUAUAAACAUCGCAAUGGAGAACGCCAUUGAAAUGAAAGAUGUCCUGCAGAUCGCAGCUCAUGCAUUCUUGAGAAUGAAACAAAUUGGUAAAAAGCCAGUUUGCCAUUUUGUGCACCAGAAUGUUGCUGGAGUUUCAGCUCACGCAAAGAGCAUGACUGAAAGGAAACAUCUCUUGGACCAGCUCAAUGAAAUGACUCAAAUUGCAGCUGAAAUGGAAAGGCAGCCUUCCAUACAGGCAUUCACAGAUGUGCUAGACUAUGACAUGGAGCAAAACAACUGGAACAUCCCAGGACUCUGGCAUGGGACCCCACCAAUGGCACCAGUAAACACAGGUUACAGUGAAGCUGUAGCCGAGUUCAAGAGAAACCUUUUGGUGACACUGAAAAGAGACAGAAGCAGUGAAGCCUCACAGAUCCCAGAGUUUCUGGAAUGGAUGAGAAGUCUGUGGAAAGCAGUAAAAUAUGAGAACUUCAUCUUUAGUUUCAGAAACACUCUUGUUGCUCAUGCAUACAACAAUCUUUGCAAAGAGUUCAAUCAAUGGGAAUGGGAGUUCAGGAGAGAGAUCCUCUCCUGGCUAAAAGAAGCAGAGUUAGAAAUCUUAAAUACUGACAAUGAAUCUCAGAUGGAAACUUGGAAUAGACUGGUCACAUCAAAAAAAUCAGAGGUGCCCGAUAAAAUAGAACUCCAACAAAAAAUAAUAAAGGAGAAGCUCUGUGCAUACUACAAAAGGAAAGACAGACAUGUAAAUCUGAUAGAGAAAUACAAAACUGACUUUCUCAACAGUAUCAACAGUCUUGCAAAUGAGAUCAAGCGUUUAGCGUGUACUAAACUGGACUGUGUGCUUGAGCUAAAAAUAGGUUUAAAAAAGGCUCAGGACAUACAGAGGAAAUACAGAGAUGUGAUUGAAGAGCAAGUCAUGAAGCUCCUGACCGACUGCAAAGACUCCAGACUGCCAGAUGAACAGGUGACGCAGGAGUUUGAAAAGAUGUGGGCGAAAGCCACUGAAAAUCUACCUGGUCUGACAGAACGAGACGUGUCUGCAUGCAUCCUCAACCAACUGAGAAAACAUUUCUCAAAUCACAAUGCAAAUGAGAAAUUGCAAAAUAUUGAUGAGCUAAGUAAAAUGGGUAAGGAUCAAUUUAAGAUCAGAUGGAAUCAUACUGACUGCUUUGUGAAGAAGUUUCUUUGGAGUGCAGAUUUACAGAGCUUUGCAGACAACAUCAUUGAGACUUCCACACAGUUUAUUCUUGAUAAAAUGAAUACAAAUGAAGAUUACCAUGAAUCCUUCACAAGAGACCUUCUGGAACAGAUGGAUGAAAGCCUACAACAUGGCUACACGCACUACAACACAAAUGCGCAGUUUGAGAUAGACCUGAAACUUCACAUCUGUGGCAUUGCCUCGAGGGAAUUCCUGAAAAUGCACCGGAAAUUCAUUUCAGACAAUGACUCUCGAAAUCAGCUGGAGAAGUACAAGCCUCAGUACUUAUCAGACUUUCUGGAUUUAUACAAACAGAGAGAUCACUGCCAGCGCAAAGCAGCUGAGUUCGUCAGAUGCUGUAUCAAACCUGCUGUUGAGGAGUACAUCCGCAGAUUUCUGGGGAUAAACAUUGUGGAUGAAAUUGUGACAAGUUCGAGUUCAGCAGAGUACAGUUCCCGCUCCCUCUUCCAGUACAACAUUCAGAAAGAGUUGCUGCAGAAUGACGACUUCAACAGCUUUGUCAAGUACAUUAGUAAGUAUGAGAUCUAUGUUAAGGAUUGGAUAUUUCAGCACAUCUUGCAAAAAAUGUCAGAGGACAAAGCUUUGUGCAAGCUGAAAAAUAAGCAACUGCAGGUCAUCGUUAAAAAAAUAAUAGAAGCAACAGAACGAGCCUCAAAAGGAGUGGAUGGCGUUCUGCUGCCAGAUACCCAGCGAAGCAUCACUGAGCUCAUCACCAAGAUGCGCAUAUAUCUGAUUAAAGACAUCUCACUUUCAGUGGAGGCUGAAAGACGUACCUUGUUUCAAAUCCAAAGUACAUGCCACCCGUUUAUCAACAGCCUCAAGACCUCAAUAGAAGACUUACAAAAACAGCUUCAGGAGGAAUUCUCCAGCUCAGACAACAUCACCCAGACUCUGAACAAGCUCCCUAAUAAACCACAAGAUGAACUUUUUAGGCGGGUGUUUGGCUGUGGACAAAAAUGUCCAUUUUGUAAAGUCCCUUGUGAGGCUGGAGGCAAAAAACACAAGCUACAUCAUGCAUCUGUUCAUCGGCCACAAGGUCUUGGUAGUUAUCGGAAUAUAGACAGUCAGAAGCUGGUCGAAACACUGUGUACAACGUCUGUGUACGGUGAACGCGUCUUCAGAAACACAGACACUAAAGAGGAGUGGCAUCCUUACAAGGAGUACACCACGUACUAUCCAGACUGGCACAUUCCUCCCGACCCCUCCAUAGAGGCAUCUGACUACUGGAAGUACGUCCUGGUAAAAUACAAUGACAGAUUUGCUAAAGAGUACAAAGCCAAUCCAGCUGAUGUUCCAGAGGCCUGGAGGUGCAUCACGAAGGAACAAGCACUGAAAGGCUUAAAAGUUGCCUUCAACAUUAAAUGAACAAUCGACAGAAGACUCCUAAAGAAUGUGAAACAUGAAGGAACAUUACUAGAAAUCAUUUAGUAACUGUAUAAUAAAGACGGAUCAAUCCUGUUUAAAAAUCAGCAAACUAGGCUGAACAAGUGUCCCACAAAACUUGAAGAUGAGGCGUAAAGUAUUUUUCCAGCCGAGUUCGAGAUCAUUAAAAUGUGUCAGAUGUUGUGAAACUGCAUUCAGUGUAAAUAUAAUUUCAGUUUGACAGAAUGCAGGAUGAGGUGUUUUAUUUUUGAAAUGUAUUCUGACGUGAUUCUUCUCUGAACUUCUGACGUACAGAUACUUUAUUUUAGAGAAAUGACAGUUGAACAAGUUGCACAGACAUUUUUAUUUUUAAUGGUUACCUGCAUGAUUCUUUUCACACAGAAAAGUAAAUUGAUAUGUUUGAUAACAGUCUACAGAUUACAGAUUUGUCAUAUUGAUGCAAAUCAUUUCUUAGUUGAUGUGUAAAUAAAGGACAGAGCAGAGUGGGAAAACUUUGCUGCACAUGUGAUGUGUUGUGAUGUGUUAAGGCCAUGAACAAAGUGGAAUCAGUGAAUUUAUGUCACACUUGUCUUUUUCCUUCAUGUUUCUCUUCCUCAUUAUUAGUAUUUCAUGAUUAAGAGUUAGUUAACUCUCAUUAUUUCUGGUGCAUUAUUAUUUUAUCUCACUUUGGGCAGCCCUGUUCUAAACUCUCAAAAUGAAUGAGAGAGAAAUAGUUUUUUUUUGUCUGACUUAAACAUGUUUUAAACCGUCUUUUUAUUUUUACAAAUGUGCUUCUUUAUUCAUGUUGUUACAUCACUUGAUGCAUAAUGAAUAGUGCUCAUGAUAACACUAAUAUGAUUAUGAUGAUAAUGUCAUUACUACUGUAAUAUUUACCAGAUGCAUUUGUAAUCAUUACUUGCCAUAACAUUUUAAAAACAGAGAAAGAUGUAUGUGUAUCACCAAUAUUUAAAUAAAAAGUCAUGUAACUUUAAAUAAAGUCU